Molecule: messenger RNA, 5621 nt
Organism: Meleagris gallopavo (turkey)
Lineage: Eukaryota; Metazoa; Chordata; Aves; Galliformes; Phasianidae
Source: RefSeq, a predicted model, not a curated record
GCUGGGCGGCGCGGUUCUGCAGGUGCUGCACAACGUCUCCGCUUCGCUCAGAGGUGGCUUGGAUUGCUCAGUCUCUUUCGUUUCACAUAUUCUGGGAAAGGUCUGCGUUCAUGGGAGACAAAAGGAAAUUCUGAGCGUUUUGAUGCCCCACCUCACGGAUCUCACCAAGUCUGACUGCAUCUGGCAAAGAAUUUGCUGGCGGUUGGUUGAAUGUGUGCCAGAGCGCUGGAUGGAGGCAGUGGUCCUUGGUUUUGUUCAGAGAGCACCGGGGGCAGAUGUCUUGUCUAGAUUGCUGGGGAACCUGGUUGUGAAAAAUAAGAAAGCUCAGUUUGUCGUGACGCAGAAGAUGCUGCUGUUGCAGUAUGGCUACACGACUGCAGUGCUGCAGAAUCUCCUUGGCUAUCUAUCCCUGGAUAGUCUUCGUCGUGCCUUAUUGAUCAAGGUGCUGCAUGAGCUGUUGGAGACCUGGGGCAGCAGCAGUGCAGUGAAACACUCUCCAGUGGAGCAGCAGCAGUACAUUAGUAAGGCCAUUCUUAUCUGCCUUUCUCACCUGAAGGAACCCGAAAUAGAGAGCUGCAGACAAGAACUUCUCACGAGCAUGAUGGAGGGCGUGAAGUGCCACCUGGAUAGCAGCCUGCCUCAGAUACGGCGCCUGGGGAUGAUAGUGGCAGAGAGCAUUAGUUCAAAGGUUAACACGGAUGGGCCCGUCCUGCAGUUUCAGUAUGAAGAAGAUGAUGAAGCAAGAGAGCUGAAGUCCCUUCUGGUACAAGCUGCACCACUCAGUGUCCUGCCAGGCCUUCCAGACAACGAGAAUGAGAAUGCAGAUGCUGCACUGCCACCAGUACUGGAAAGUAAUAGGAAAUCACCUACAGCAACGACUCAUGUGAUGCCAGAUGAGGAGUCAGAUGCUGAGCUUGAUAGUGAUGAUGACCUUAUACCUUACGACAUGUCAGAGGAUAAAGAACUGAAGAAGACUAAGGCACCGAUGUAUAUUCGAGAUUGUAUUGAAGUCCUGACAGGUUCUGAAGAUCUGGACAAAUGGGAAGAAGCUGUCAAGGCUCUUGAGAGCUUGGUUCGAAGGAAUCCAGCGGCAGCAAGAGAGGUUAGCGUGGAGCUGGCAAAAAUACUGUUGCAUCUGGAGGAGAAGACCUGCCUGGAAGGCUUCGCAGAGCUUCGUCAGAAGGCACAAGUAGCUGUUUUAACCACUGAUCCAAUACCUGUAGCGCAGUACUUGACCUCCCAGUUCUAUUCUCUGAACUACAGUCUUCGUCAGCGCAUGGAUAUUCUCGAUGUACUGGUUUUAGCAGCUCAGGAACUGUCCUGUGCCAAAGGCCAUGGGAAGACCAAACAUUCUGGUGCCCAAAACCCUCGUAUCCAGCUCCUUCCUGAGAGUGGCAGCUCCAAGGACUGGAGAAGAAUUGUUGAUGAGAGAAUCAAAAGCAAGACAAGGAGGUUUGCUAAGGGGCAGACUCAAGUGGAACAGCCUUCUGGUCCAAAUGAGUUCAAUUCUCUUGCUGGACACUUCUUUUUUCCGUUGAUCCAGAACUUUGACAGACCUUUGUCAACGUUUGAUCUCCUGGGGGAAGAUCACUUUGUCCUUGGAAGACUGGUCCACACUUUAGCAGUCCUGAUGUACCUGGCUGUCAACACCAUGGCAGUUACUGCAAUGGGAAAGGCACUGCUGGAGUUUGUUUGGGCUCUGCGUUUCCACACUGACUCGUACGUGCGCCAGGGGCUUCUGUCCUGUGUCUCCUCCAUACUCCUCAGUGUCCCUGCAGAGCAUCUUCUGCAAGAUGUGACAGAGGAACUUCUGGAGACUCGGUCCUGGCUGGAAGAUGUGGUAGAGAAAGAUCCAGAUGGGGACUGCAGGAGGCUGGCCUUGCAGAACUUGCUACUAAUGGAGAAUCUGAAGAAGAAACUGGAAACUGCCCCUUCCUAGCUGAAGGGUAAAAGAAAUGACCUUAACCUCAUCCUCUUGCCAGCUGGACUCAUGUAGGCACUGCUGGGGCCUCUUCAGCGGUCACCUGGCUGGAGAAGAGGAAGAAGGGGGAAGGGUGCAGUGCUGUAAGCCAACGAACCUGACUUGACAUCUGGACUUUGUAGUGGAGGCCAACUUAGUGAGCUAUUGCUAUCCGGUACGGGGUGUACAGAUGCAGGAAGGUAGGCGAGCGCUGCCAUCCUCCCCUCGCCCCCAGCCCCCACCCCAUCUAUUUAUAACCUUGGCAGGUUUGAAUGCUCUGCUAAAAAUACAGGGAAGAUCUCAUAGCAGGCUUCUUGUCAGAAAAACAGGAGGGCUGGAAGCAGCCACUUACCUCCCAGGGCUGUCUGUGACAUCCCCUGACAAAGGCUCCCAUCCUCUGGCAGCAUUGGAGGGCUGCUGCUUCGAGGGGGCGGUGGUGUAGGGGAUGACCCUGAGAGAUGGAAGCACUGAAUAGCUGCAGUGAAGUUCUGAAAUAAAUUGCCAAGCAUUAAAGGUUGGAGUUAGAGCUGCACUGGGGUGAGGAAGGAACAAAGUAAUUCUUUCUGUAUAUUACAUGUACAGAAAGGAGAUUCUUCUAAAGUAACUGAGGAGCAGAUUUUGAUCUUAAAAUGUUCCUUCACCUUUCUUCCCUGAGUGCAUACAAUUCAACGCUUUCCUGGUCACACCAAUAUAAAAAAAAAUCAGUGUAAGCAGAAGGGCUCAUUAAUCUGAAAGUUCUGUGCAUGACACUUUCAUGCGGCGCCAUAAGACACUGAAAGGUCAGUGAGCUCUUGGUUAUUGAUGUUGGCUUUAUGUUCCACGGAUGGCUGGUCCUGUUUGUGCCAGAAAGAAACUUCCAUUCUAAAAUCUGACGUGUACAGAGCAGUGAGAAGCUUUGCUGGCUGCAGGUGACCCUGCUCAGAGACAGGUGGGGUGUAGGACCAGAUGACAUCUAGAGGUCCCUUACAAACUCAACCAUGCUACGAUUCAGAGCUUUCUUGUAAACCACAGCUCCAGCCUGGAUGACCCUAUAAUAUUUAAAUAAAGCUUUGAGGUGGGGAGAGCAUGCAGUACAAGGACAGUGGUUUGACUUCUGCCCAAACUCCUGGCCACAUGGAACUGAGAUUGUUUACAGAAGUUUGCUAAGGAAAGAGAAGUAUGUUGGCACCUGUACCUGAGAAUUUGGUCAGCUCACAAUUUUUCACCUUACUUCCUCCUCAAACAAGGCCUGAGUUGCCACGUGCAGCUCUCUUUUUAAAUUUUUCUUUAUUAAAAUACAAAAACUAGAUUCAUACCAGGCUAGGCGCAGUCUGCUUUUUGUAUGUAGUGUUUAAAAUAAUCCACCACUGUUGCUUGUAGAGGCAAGGAGAAAAAAAAUGAAUUUCUUGGUAAUAACCAAAAGAGUCUGCUGCAACAGUUUGCUGACUGAUUUGUGACCCCUAAGGCCUACAGAAUAAAUGAUGUAGUGCUCAAGUCAGUCUUGGUGCUGCUAACUAUGAGGUGUCAGGGACCUUCCACUUCAUCAGCCACUUCUUCUUCCACGUCCUUGUUCUCCACACUGCUGUGCCGACUUUGCUCUGGAACCAAUGCUUGGCUGAUGGGAAUUCCUGCUCCUCGGUGAACCGCCUCAAUCGUCUGCUGCUUGACAUAGAAGAGAGAUUCAGAUGAGGCUCUUACUCCACAGCUAACAAACUGAACACUUUGAAGAAUCACAGCAGCUGGGUGUACCUGAGCGCACGCAUCAUAAAAUCCUGCCAGCAGAUCCAGGGCCCUCCCUUUGGUAUAGAAGCUGAUGAUGUUCUUCAUAAUCUCUGGGUCCUUACGCCAAUCCAGUGACUGCAAAUAGUUGGCUGCCAUGAUGUAAAUCUCUCUCUGUCUGGAGACUCCCGCAAAGAAGACAAUUUUCUCUGUGUCUCCAGAUCUCAGCAGUGCCUUCAUAGCCUAACAAUGGAUGGGGGUGGGAGGACAGAGAGAGAAAAUAUUGUGAAUACAAAAAUCAAACAAUGCUAAAAUGAUUGGGAAGCCUCAUCUGGACAGCCUGCUGACUGUUCCAAGACCUACCUCUCAAAUCACUCUUGUUGUAAAACUGUAUAAAGGUAAGAGGCUCAGCCUCCUUAGCUUUUUUUUCUACCUGUCCCAACUGACCUUUAACUUAUUUCCAGCUUGCGUGUACUUCUUGGUUGCCAUGUGGUAAUUGCCUUGUCUCAUGCAGCAAUCUGCAAUUUGCUCCAGGAGUUCUCUCCGGGACUCCUCAGAGAGGUCCUUGGAGUCCUUAGAGACUGUCAUCCGCUCAGCCAUCUCCUCUGUGAUGGUCAGGUUCUGCUUCAGGCAAAGCUGCAGAGCUUCAUGGUACUAACGGAAACGAGAAAGCAAUGAGCUGCUGCAAGCACUGCAGUGUGAUUUCACGUUGUCUGUGGCGUAAAUUUUAGAAAUUAGCUAUAUGAAGGCACAAAUGCAAGGAGAUGAUUCUCUAAUUAGAACGCUUGUGUAAAGUGUCCUAACAGCAACUCAAAUUCAAGCAUACACUCUCAUUUUUUCUGCUAAGAACGUAUUUGUCCUUCCACUAAGAACCUGAUUUCUCAUCUCUUUUCUCAGAGGACAUCAUUAAGUGGCAGAAAAGAUUUAUCCAUUUUUUCUUUGAGUGUGAUGUUACCAGAGACAUCUGAGUCAGAUUUGUUUGGUAUGGUUGAUUACAUGAAGGUUUUUCAGCAAAUACAAAGAAAAGAAUACAGGCACUUGAAGUAUUUCAUCAAAUAUUUUCUUACUUCAAAUACAGAAACAAAGGAAUAGGAUACAUUACAGCUAUUUCCUUUUAAACCAGAAAAGAGCUACUGUGCCCUUGCUAACUAUGGGAGACAGUUGAGUCACAGCAAAUUGAUACAAGAGGACUGCUUUGGGACUCAAAAUUUUGGUAAGGCUGAACUGCCAGCACAAGAAUGAGGGCAAUGACUUCAGGUGAGAAAUGAAGCAGUGUAACUACAUUUGGUGGGACAGAAACACUGAUUUUUAUUAAUUUAUUUAUUUUUGACUGAUAAUAAUAUAAUCCCUCCAUCUCCAAAUAUAUUUAGACAGUAGGAUUUCUUUUUUCUCCAAGAAUGCAAAGUCUGUGCAGGUGCCAGAAACAAGACAAAGCCAGAGAUUCAUUCCUGGACCUAAGGCAGUGGGGCUGCCACCCUGUGACUCAUCAGUCUGAAAAGAAACCUUAAAGGUUACAAAUGUUUUUGUGUAGGAGCUUAUGAACAAAGAGAGACGUGAGUGUAUGCAUGUGCACACCUGUUGUGCUCCUCUCUAUCGGUGCACAGAGGGAGCAGGAAGGCAGAGCUUACCUUUUUGGCUGUGAGCAGCAAUUCCACUGCCUUCUCAUACUGAGCAUGUUCAAUAAAGAAAUCAGAACAGCGAGCUAGCAGAGCUGGGUCUGACUUCUCAUCCAGGUCUUCAGCAAUUAGCUGUAAGGCUCCAAACUGCUGCGUGGCAAAGGCUAGCUCCAGUGCUUUGGAGAAAUGUCCUGCCUGUAAAAUUAAGGACAAGACUUUAAGGACUACAAUAAGCAUUGCAGAAUUAGUUUACCAGAUACCCCAGUGUGGAUUAACAGAGUGUGAAGAAAUGACUGAUAAUUGUACAUAAUCAAAUCACAUAGUUGAUUAAAUGCUCCUCUGCCGUA